UGAGAAGCUCCGUUAGAUUUUCAGAGGAAGAGAAUCACAAGAAGAAAGAAAACGUAGAGGGAGAAACGGCUUUGAAAAAGUUGGUCUCCGCUUUUGUUUGUUUGUCCUCACAUGAAAACGGCUAAAAAGGACGCGCGUGCUCGUCUUUGUGUACUUUGUUCCUUCAGACUGAGAGGACUUACACCAUCAGAGGCGAUGAGAUGUGAGUGAGCUAUGCCUUGUGGAAAUGGACAGACUUUAUCCAAGCGAAAACAUGGCGUCUGCGUCCCGAGGUUCAGCUUCUAUUUCAGUCUGCUUUUGGCGCUUUGCUGCCUGGAGGUCUGGGGCUCCGGGCCGGAGGUGGAAAGCGGCACAAGCUGCAGUCCCUGUCCCGUUAAUUGCAGCUGCGCGCUCGCGGGGCCCCUACAGUCCUGCGUCGUCAACUGCUCCAACGUCGGGCUGGAGAGGGCCCCAGCUGCGGCCGACAUCCCGCAGGCCACCAACGUGCUAGAUCUUUCCAAGAACCACAUCUCCUCCCUCGAUACCAGCCUGCUCGACCAUCUCCCUGGCCUCCAAGAGCUCUAUCUUCAAGGGAACAGGAUCAAUAUUCUUCCUGGAGGUGUAUUCUGCUGCAGACCCAUCUCAAUCCUUGAUUUGAGCAACAACCUCAUCACCACCAUUGAAGAAAGAACAUGUGACAACCUGUGCAAUUUAACCCAAAUUGACCUGAGCAGCAAUCCCUUUGCAUGUAACUGUGAGCUGUUUAAGCUGGUCAGCUGGCUGCAAGAGAGGGGGGUGCGCGUUCGACGGCCGGAUGCCAUGCUGUGCAACCAACCUCCUGAGCUCCGGCACCAGCCUCUUCUCAAUGUCAGCCUGCACACCUGUGGUAUGAGACAAAAGCACACGGGUCCAAACUUUGCAGCUUGCCUGGAGGACAGCAGCAGUGGUGGAGGUGGGCGGAGCGAGCUCGUCAUCUUCUCCUCCUCCACACCUGGAAACUUCACACGUGAACAGUGUAACAGUGUGUGUUUCGCUGCGUCACACCACUACGGAGGCCUGGGGACAAAACACGAGUGCCUAUGCAGCAGAAACCUAGAGCCCAACUUGAUCAGCGGUUCUCAGUGCUCUACUGCCUGUACAGACCCCCAUGUUAUGAAGAAAUGUGGGCUGACUCUGGCUCACGACGUGUUUGCGGUGGACUUCUCUGUGUCACUGAAGCCUCUUUCUCUGCAAAGUGUUCACGACAGCAUCAAUAUCUCUGCUGCCUCCUCUGUGAAUCCAGUGACAUUGUCUUGGGACUUUGGUGACCUUUCACCCCGGGUUAACACCUCAGACACAGGAGUUACCAGGGCAACCCACAAAUAUGGAGUUCCGGGACGUUUUGCUGUCAGUUUGAUAGCUUGGGCUGGUCAUAAGGAGGUCUCUGCACGUGGAGAAGUGACUGUGACUCUUCCUCCUAAACUGGAGCUGCACUGUCCAGCCCUUGCUGUGGCCAACAAGAGUCUAGAAUUUAAACUUUUCAGCUGGGGCACUGUUGGAGUAGCUGUUGAUUGGAAGAUCACAAGGGAUGGUGUUCAAGUUGCCAAAGCCUCCCCUCACUGUCCACAAGACGGUAUGUAUCACGUUGAGUCUUCACGCUGUUUCCAGAUCGUUACAGUGGAACUGAGCUGGACAGAUGCGCGACAGCGAUGUUUGCACUGUGGUGGGGAUCUGGCAAUAGUCAGGAGUGAUGCACUGCGUAACCUGCUGGCACCCAAAGUCACACAGGAGCGAGGUGUGUGGCUGGGUUUGAGUGAUGUUGACUCUCCAGGUAGGCUGCGCUGGGUGAACGGCUCCGAGGCAGAGGAGGGAGAAGAGGGCCUGCCGCCUCGAUCCCCAGUCUCCCGCGGAAACCUGUGCGUCUCCCUCGAUCUGCGGGGUCAGCCCAGUUCACACCCGUGUAACGCAAAGCGAGCCUACGUCUGCCAAUACAGCCCCCAAGUGCCUGUUCCAGAUGCAGGAGUCUACAUGUCAGGUUUGGCCAUAUUUCCCACCCAUAAUCCUUUGCAGCAUGUCCCAUCUACUGCGCUGUCUACUCCACAACCUUCCAGCGGUGGCGUAGAGGUGCUGCUGUUCCCAGCCCUGAGCUUUGUUCAUGCAGGUCGUCUCUCCUCCCUGGAGUUUGUCACUCAGGAUCGUAGCUCACAGGUCCAUGUUCGAUUCCAGCUGUACAGACCUCACUGUCAUUAUCCAAGCCAUUUACUGCUGCCAAGCUGUGGAGGUCCAGCAUGUGCUCCGGUGGCUUCUUGUGUUCCUAAUAAUACCACCAGCAGUGAUCCUCCCCCUUGCCCCAGACUACAACAGUGGUGUCCCUUCCAUCACCGCUGCCUGCCUCUCUCAACCUCAUGCCACCCAUCUUCCUGUCCUAACUGCACACGGGGUCACCGCCUGCCCCCCGGGGCACUGAGGCCAAGAUACACCCUGCAGGAUGAGGUGGUGUUUACUCUGCCAGUAGGACCAGCUACACACGUUAUGGUACAAGAGGAUUUGGAGGACCUCCUUGUCUCCCCUGGUGAUGUCAUAGCCCUACAGCACGAUGCCGGCCCUGCCUCCCUUCUCCAGUGCCAACCUUCCCCUCUCUCACUUUGGAGACAACCUAUUUUAGCUCUCAACCAAUCAGAUUGGUUCUGGAUCAACACCACCAGACACCACACAGAUGCCCCAGUGGACCACGGCGCUGACCCUGUGCCUGACCCAGAGCUUGACAUCGAGGCCCUGGUGCAGGAUGGUGAGGGUGGCUGGAUUGAGGAUAUGGUUUGCCCUGUCAGACUCCUCUAUGUGGGUCACAGUGAGACUCAGCUGAAGGGGGAACAGCUGUCUGCUGGCCUCCCCCAGCCUGGGCUCUACAGCCUGCUGGUGACUACAGCAGAACCAUCCUACCCUGCCUCAGCAUCAUGCCCAUUGCGGGUGGUUCCUCCGCUUGGCCUGACAGUACUCCAUCCUCCCUCCAGGAACAACACCCUCUACCUCCAGCCCAACAACACAUGCCUGCUGCUCCGUGUCCAGUCUCGCUACUUAACAACGCUCUCUCGGAAUGGCAUAAAUCACAGUGUGGUCUUCCAGCCGCACUGUCCCCCGGAGUUUUCCUCAAAUCCAUCGCUCUGUCGGCCAGGCUCGAGCUCAGGGUCAGGGGCGGAAGCUGCAGAGCCAAGCCUGUAUGCUGUGCUGGAUCUGAACCUGGGGAUGGAGGAGAAAAAAGGUCCAGUGCAGGUGGAGCUGGGGGCCCAUAAUAAUGUGACAGAGGCCACUCUGACUGUGGUUGUUCAAGUGGAAGAGCCGCUCAGAGGACUCGUAGUGCAUCCCCACCCUGCACACAGGGUGCUGAUGGAGUCAGUCGUGAGCUAUACAGCAUCUGUACUAGAAGGCUCAAGUCCCACAUUUCAAUGGACGGUGGAUGACAAGCCCUAUUUCACCUACUACAACACUGUCCUCAAUGUCAUCUACCAGCAUGCUGCCAUCUACAAGCUCACAGUGACAGCAAUGAACCAUGUCAGCUCCCUCGUAGAGCAUUUCAAUGUGACCGUGGACCGCCUGCUGCCGAUGGCCAAUGUUACAGUAAGGGGUGUGCCUGAUGUUGUCCCUCAGGGCUCAAUGCAGACCUUCACCACAACCGUGCUCCUGGACAUGUCUGUGGCUGCCACCUUCAGAUGGGCAUUUGGUGAUGGGGGUUAUAAGGAGUUUGAAUACAAGCCUCCUUAUGACUCCUCCGUCCUCAGGUCAGAGUCACCCAAUCAGGUCCUCUUGACCAACAAUGUCACCUAUGUCUACUCUCAGCCAGGGAUAUACACUGCAAAGAUGUCAGUGUCCAAUCGCUAUGAGAACAUCAGUCAGAGUAUCAAUAUGAGUGUCUACAGCAUCCUCACACGGGUUGAUAUACAAACAGAGCCACCACUCCUCCUCAAAGACAAAUCAGCAGAUUUUGAGGCUCACCCUUUGCCUUCACCCUAUGGCAUUCACUACGACUGGUACUUUGGAGAUGGUUCCGCGUCAAAGCAAGGUCGCCGAGUAGCGCACUCCUAUUCACAGAGCGGUAUCUAUAAUGUCUGUGUGUCAGUAAACAACACCAUCAGCUCUACUGAAGAAUGUGCAGAGAUGUUUGUAUAUGAAGAGAUUGAAAAUCUAACAGCUGACAGCUCAUCUCCUACAGAGCUCCACAGUUCAACUUCAGUGUGGGCACACCUUGCCUCUGGAAAUAAUAUCACGUGGACAUUCUCCAUGGGUGAUGGCGCUAUUUACACAGAAUCAACACCUCAUGUGUCACACCACUACAAAAAAGAUGGAAACUAUACAGUGAAUGUGACUGCCAUGAAUGCUGUGAGCUCUGGCUGGACGCUGGUACAAGUGCAGGUGUUUGUCUUCCAAGUUGUGCGGAUGGAGCCAUCUGGUUGUGUCCAAGAGCGGACCCCUGUUAACUUCCAAGCUUGGGUGUCUGGUAACGCAUCAACUCAUCUUUACGAAUGGAGCUUUGGGGAUGGAAGCCCCAACGAGACACACCAUGGUAAUCCUAGAGUCUCGCACACCUACCUGACAAGCGGAAACUAUCACCUUUCCCUUCUUUUGUCCAGCGGGGUAAACAAGGACACCAUGGCCAACUUUUUCAACUGGGUGUGCGUGCAGCCAUUUUUAACCAACAUCAGCCUUACUCUUCAAAAAGCACACUAUGCUGUCGGAGAGGAGAUCCAGUUCCAUGCCAAAGCAGAACCGGGAUUUAACUAUGGCUAUAAGUGGGACUUUGGUAGGGAGGAAGACUUAGUGCCAAGCAGUGGUUCUGAGAGUAUGGUGACAACAUAUCAAAACCCUGGUCUUUACAUGGUGACAGUGAUUGUCUUCAAUAACAUCUCCACAAUUAACACCAGUGUAGAGUUGAAUGUAUUGACUCCACUUGGACCAAUUCUUAUUCAGCAUAAUGGCACUAAGUACAAUAACCUGACUCUUGGAGCAGCGUACUCUUUCACAACAUCUUCCACAGCUUCUAAUGUUACUUACAUGUGGGACUUUGGUGACGGAAAUGUGCUUACAGGCCAGAAUGUUGAGCACACCUACAACAUCUCAGGAAUCUACAAUGUCACACUGACAGCAGCCAAUGCCAUAAGCAGAAAUCACACGACUUUACCUGUUGCUAUUCUUGCGCCAAUCCUCGGGUUGACUGUCAAUGCUAGUUUGGUCAACGUCCCCCUCAACGCCUCAGUCACCUUUGAGGCACAGAUGUUGGAGGGAGAUGGAGUCAGAUUCUCUUGGAUUUUGUGUGAUCGCUGCACAGCAAUAACAGGUACCAACGCCAUGUUUUACACAUUCCGCUCCGUUGGGACUUUCAACAUCAUUGUGACAGCUGAGAACGACGUUGGAACUGCACAAGCAAGCAUCCUCCUAUUUGUCCAGCGUGAGCUGGAGGGCCUGCAGAUCUUAGCAGAGGAGGACAGUGGAGGAGAUGGAGGCAAGAAGUUGGAAGGUUGCUGCUUUGCUACUAAUAGUGUUCUCCACCUUCAUGCUGGUUUAAAAGAAGGAACCAAUAUGACAUUUACUUGGAACCUCACCAGAGAGAACCCUGCCAGUUCCAUUUUUAACAUAAGUGGGAAAACAGUGGAGGUGAACUUCUCCACACCUGGCCCAUGUGACAUAUCUCUCCAGGCAGCCAAUCUCCUUGGGCAGCUCUGUGUCAACAGAACCAUCUACUUUCUGGAACCUGUUGGACAGCCAUACCUAGAGAUCAGCAACAAAAAGCUUGCCAUCAAUGCUUCAACCAACCUUACUGUAUCGAUUUUUGAAGGCUCAGACCUGCAGUACCGCUGGACUGUGAAUGGGGUUGUUCUUCAGUGGAACGAGCCGUGGCUGACCCACAGCUUCAAUAGUCCUGGGCUAAAGCUAGUUUCUGUGGAAGUUUUCAAUGAAGUUAGCUCAGAGGUUGUGUCAGAAACCCUGAAUGUCCAGGAAGUCAUCACAGGGCUAAUUUUUACAGCCACCAAUGUAACAGAGCAGGGUUACGUGGCGACAAACGCCGAUGUCAUGCUCCAAGGGGAGCUGCUCACUGGAACUGAUGUGACAUGGACAUGGCUGCUGGAGGGAAGAACAGAAACAGGAAGGAAAAUGUCUCUUGUAUUCAAGGAGCCCAAGCCAGUAGUAAUAUCUCUGAAUGCCACCAAUGAUGUCAGUGGACAGCUGGCUACUAGAGAGUUCUUUGUUCAGGACAAGAUUCAGGGUUUGGACUUAAAGGCAAGUAAGACCAUCGCAGCUGUCGGAGAGAAAGUUGAGUUCACCAUUUCCAUGGCAGAAGGUACAGAUGUCAGUCUUAUCCUCAGCAUUAGCGGCGAUGCCACUGUCAUCCAUCAACCCAACCAAACUCUGGACUACGUGUUCAGCAAGGUGGAAACUUACAUGGUGAAUCUGACUGCUCGCAACCAGGUGAGUUCUAUGAGGCGGAACCUCCAUGUGGAGGUGAUGGAGCAGGUGCGUGGACUUUCCAUCAUAGGCAGCAGUGCAGCAAUCCCUGUAGGUGAGAAGAGGGUUUUUAAGGCCAGUAUCCGCACAGGCAACCCUGUUCAUUUCCUGUGGACUUUUGAUCUGCACCAACACCACCACAAGGCAUCGCGUAUGGGCAAAGAGGUGUCCUAUACGCCUGAAACAGCAGGCUUAUUGACCAUCUACCUGAAGGCCAUAAAUGCUCUGCACGCUCAGAAUGUCACCGAGCAAAUAGUGGUGCAGAACUCGCUGACUGCUGCCACCCUGUAUGCAACACCUCGGGAUACUUUUAUAAAUAAGACAGUGACACUGACAGCUUAUAUUGCACCCAGCUCUAACUCUGUGGAGUGCUUGUGGGACUUUGGUGAUAACUCUUCUCCAGUUCAUACCAAGAACACAAGCGUGGGUUACAACUACACACACGAAGGACACUUCCUGGUUCAAGUGAACUGCAGCAACCUGGUGAGUUGGGUGUUGGCCCACAUAGAGGUGAACAUCAGUGUGUUGGAGUGUGAGGAGCCUGAAGUGCAUGUGGUUCAAGCCCCCCGCUUGCCCAUCUGGCGCUACCAGCCUGCCUUGGUGGAGGCCAGUGUGGACCUGAAAGGCUGCCUACGCUACGGAGCUCAGUACCUCUGGCAGAUACUCCCAACACCAUCAUGUGAUGAUGACAGAGAUCAACUUAUCCCUCCUGGGCCGGGCUUUCAGUCCUCCAGGUCUUCAAAGGAAUUAGAAAUUCGACUGCCAGCGGAAGUGGAUGUGCAGCGGCUGCAGUUGUCAUUGCCUAAGAUGGCUCUGCCAACAGGGAACUACACCUUAGUGUUUUCUCUGUCAUACAGAGGUGUUCCGCUCAGGAAGGCUGCUUGUCUGAAACUCAGCGUCAUGGCUGCCAGGCUGAUGCCCAUCAUAGAAGGGGGCACCUACAGGGUGUGGUCCAGAACACAAGACCUGCAGCUGAGCGCCGAGCAGUCGUAUGACCCUAACAUGGACCCAGACAGUCAGUCACUGCUCUACUACCACUGGGAGUGUCAGGGCACAUCAAAGGGUCCCGAGCACUGCUCCAGUCUGAAUUUCGGUUUAGGCUCCAGUGGUCCAGUACUGGGAAUCUCUGGCACUGAGCUUGAGGCUGGUGUUGAAUACACUUUCAGGCUGACCAUCAGCAAAGACGGCAUGGCGCCAGAGUCAACCACGCAGACCGUGCUUGUCCAGAGUGGUCAUAUUCCCAUGGUAUAUCUAGAAUGUGUGUCCUGUAAGGCUCAGUCCAUCUACGAGGUCAGCACGAACUCCUACGUCUACCUCAGAGGAAUCUGCACCAACUGCCAGGGCUUUCAUCGUGGGCGCUGGAGUGCCAUGACACUGCAGAACGAGACCCUUGUCCUAGACUCCUCCUCUACCACCACAGGGAGUGACGGCAUGAACCUGGUGCUGAGACAGGGCGUCCUGCGACACGAAGACUCCUACAUCUUCACCCUGCAUGUGACGGACAGCAGUCUGGAUGGCGAGGGCGCUGCUUCCAUCACUCUGCAACACAAUAUGCCUCCGACUGGCGGAGAGUGUCACCUGAGAGGGGGAGGGGAAGUGGGGACAGAGUACAGUGACGUAGACGGUGAAAUUUUGAGAAUACGCACGCUGCUGGAUCGGGUUCACUUCAACUGCUCAGGUUACAGUGAUGUUGGGGUCUCUGAGACUCCUUUGCUCUACAGUCUGCUGGUGACGCGCUGCAGAGAAGACUACUGUGAGGACUUCUGUGUUUACAAAGGAAGCAGCCCUGAGCACUCUGCCUUCCUGCCCCCAGGCUUCAGUACAGCUAGAAACCGUGUAGCCGUGUCUAUCACAGUGGAGGACCACCAAGGCGCUGCCGCCACUGCACUCAACAAGUCCAUUGAGGUUGAGCUUCCUGAUCCACCUCCUGAAUACAGCAGCCUUCCUCAUUGGCUGUCUGAGCUGACGGACACUAAACUCAAGAAGCUUUUAGAGCAGGGAGACUCCCAGAGGGUCCGAGAGCUAUCAUUGGCUUUUAUUACUGUGCUUAACGAGUAUGAGCAGACCAGGAAGUCUGUGCGUGUCUCCCGAGAUGAGCGCAAUUACCGAGUCAGAGUCCGAAGCAACAUCACCAGAGCCCUGACUGCUCUGGACCUGACCACUGUGAAUGACAUUCAACAGACAUCAGCUGCUUUAGCACAGUGCACGGCGGUGAGUCGAGAGUUCAUCUGUGAGGAGUGUCAGAACAGCACACUGAGCAAGCUAGAGUCCAUGCUGGAGAUACUGCAAACAGACACCAAGCAGGGCACCGUCACUCCAACAGAGAUAGCUGACAACAUCCUAAACAUCAUGGGUGAUCUGAUCCAUCAGGUCAGCCAGUCAGCAUCCCAGUAUUACAUCCAGCCCCCUUAUGUGGACUCCCCUUCCCCCCACUUCACAUCCUCUGUUUCUACGAUCAGCGAUGAUCAGGGAGGCCCCGUGCUGGACCCCUCUCCCUCAUCACUUGAACCACACCCACUAAGAGUGGCAGCCAAGGCCUAUAGCCUGUCCUCUGUCCUCAUGUUGAUCCUCAUGCAUGCUCGUGUGCUCAAUGAGGAACCACUUGUGCUGAGAGGAGCUGAGAUUGCUGCCACAGGAAAACUGGCAGACCCUCAGAGCCUGCUUUGCUACCAUGGCAACAACAGUCCAGAGUGUCAGCGCUUCUCGAUUCCCAGAGCUUUCAACAGCAGUCUUGGGAAAGCUGCAGCAGGAAACAGCAUCAUGCAACUACUGUUUCAGGUGGAGUCCAACCCUUUUCCCUUCAACUAUGUGGCAAACUACACUGUCUCUACAGAGGUGGCCUCCAUGGAGUUCCGCACAGAAAACGGCACUCAGAUUCCCAUCUCUGGACUAGAGGAUGAUCUAGCCAUCACUGUUGCCAUUAACAAUGGGAGUAGUGUAUCAGAAGCAGGUUCUCAGGGUGCCAGUACUGGAGGGGUCCCCACAGCUGGAGCCGUCAACAUCAGCCACUGUGACUCUGUGAUCGUCAGAGUCAGCACUGGAAACACCAACAGGCAGGCGGGGCUGUUUGUGCAGCUCAACUUUACCUCUCUGGAGGAUGUCAACAGUAAGGAUAAAAGACAAGACGAGCCUUACAUCACAGCCUACCUUCAUUCACAUGACAGGCCCAAUGAGUUCAACUGCACAGACAGGAAACUGAUCACACUCAGUAUGACCAGGGGUCAGGAUCUUGACCACAGGAAGUACACCUUCUUCCUGUCACCUGAGUUGUACGACACCACUCUGGACUACUUUAUCAAUGUGAGCACAUCAUGCAGCUCUGCCUCUCACCCUGUGGGUGUUCAUCUAGAGGUUGGGGUGUUUGCCUCUCUGUGUCAGUACUUCAGUGAGAGUGAGAAGCAGUGGCGGACAGAUGGCAUGGUGCCCCUUGCAGAAACAAACGCCAGCAGAGCAGUUUGUCGCACAAGGCAUCUCACAGCGUUCGCCGCAGGCCUGUUUGUCCCACCCAACAUUGUUAGCUUCAAAAUGCUGGAACACUCUGCUGCACCCAGCCUGGUCGUGCUGUUGGUGUGCUUGUUGGGCUUACUGAGUUAUGUGGUGGCAGCAGCAAUCUUGCACAAGCUGGACCAGCUGGAUCUGCGGAGGGCUGCUGUGGUUCCACUCUGCGGGGGAGAUGGACUCUUUAAGUAUGAGAUCCAGGUCAAGACUGGCUGGAGCCAAGGAGCUGGCACCACAGCUCAUGUGGGAAUCAGUUUGUACGGACGUGAAAGCCGCAGCGGACACCGGCACCUUGACAGCAGAGGAGCUUUCACACGCAAUGCUCUGGAUAUUUUUCACAUUGCCACGGACACCAACCUGGGCAGUGUGUGGAAAAUAAGAAUUUGGCAUGACAACAAAGGUCUGUCCCCUGCGUGGAUGCUACAGUACGUUUUGAUCAAAGACUUACAGACAGGAAGCAGCUACUACUUCCUGGCUGAAGAGUGGCUUUCAGUGGACAAUGAGAAAACUGACGGAAGGGUGGAGAUUGAGGUGGAAGCCUCAGAAGAGGCAGCACUGCUACAGAUGCCCCGCCUACUGCGCUGUGAGCUACAGAGGGCGCUGUGUGAGAGCCACUUGUGGCUGUCUCUGUGGGAGAGACCCCAACGUAGUCCUUUCACCCGCCUGCAGAGAGCCACCUGCUGCGCUGUGUUGCUGCAGCUCUUCCUGUUUGCCAACACUCUGUGGUACAGCAUCGUGGUGGACAGGCGAUACAGCCCUCACGCAGUGUCAAGGUUUUCUUCACUGAAUGGCGAGACGGUGGCAGCAGGUGUGGUGACCUGUCUCAUAGCAUAUCCUCUCUACCUGCUCGUCUUCACACUCUUCAGAAUGAGCCGGAGCAAGUGUGUGACUGUGGAGCAGGUGCAGCCACAGUCAGACCAGGAGUCUGUGGAGAUUGAUGACUUCCUGGACAACUCCAUAAAUGGAAGCUCCUUCCUGUUUUUUAAUGGCGAGACCAACUCAGAAGAAACCAAUCUGGAUUUUCCAACCCCCUCAACCAAAAGUGUUGAGAGCUGGGCCAUGGCAGAUGAGGAGAUGGAGGACAGGGACUGGCCGGAGUGGUUGAGCGAUGGGUCUGUGGUGGGUGGAGCAGGUCACGGGGCAGGGCUACCCAGGCUGAAGAGGGGUCAGGGCAGUAGGCAUCUGGGUGUGGACAUCGCAUUUAAUCCUGACGAUGAGGAGGGAACUGGAGAAUGCAACAAAUACUUCACCUCCUCAGAUGAAGAUCUGAUCAAACACAUCCUCACAGAUGGACAGAACUUCUUUCCUCAGGCAGAUGAAAGUGAAAUGGCUGAUCUGUCUAGUAUUUUGGAUGACAAGACUGAAGUGAUUCUCCUCCAGAAGCCGAAUGAGCCUCUGCCUCCAGAGUCUUGGAGAAGAGACCCGCCAAAAACGGCUUUUACCUCAAACACAGUUGUGACAGAUGUGUGUCGACCCAGGCGUUUUCCUCCCUGGGUUGGUCGAGCUGCCCUGUGGGGAAGCUGGGCAGGGAUCGCUCUGGGAAGUGGGGUUUCUAUUUGGGCGGGCCGUGGUUUCAGUCAGAAUGUAGCCAUGAUGUGGCUCAUCUCCUGUUUUGCCAGCUUCCUGUGCUCCUGCCUGCUGCUGGAGCCAAUCAAGGUGUUGUGCGAAGCUUUCUACUAUACUGUGUGGGUGCGGCGUCUGCGUCCAGAGGACCAGGAUGUACUGGUGGAGUUCCCCCGAGUGGAGAGAGUAGUCCAACGGGUCCCUAGGGUGAGACCCCCACAGGGCUUUGCUUUGUCUCAGGCUCGGCACCAGGCCCGCAAAGUCCACAUGCUGCACACCAUGCUAAAGAAUUUCCUGGUUUACAUGUUUUUCCUGCUGGUGGUUUUGCUCCUCAACUAUUCUGACUCGGCUAAAGACACACACGGCCUGAGACUGCGCACUCAGCUGCAGCGAGCCCUACACACACCUGAGUACCACAACAUUAGCAGCCGAGGUGAUGUUUUACUGUGGCUGAAUGAGUCCCUGUUGCCACGGUUACUAGAUGACUCCACCCUCUUGAGAGACACAGGAACUGUGUUACUUGGCACACUGAGGCUCCGUCAAAUCCGUGAUACACAGGUAACACUUGAUAUUGACCCCUGGACAGGAGAGAGGGUUCAGAGAGAGGGAUGGGAAAAAUCUCUGAAUCAAGACACUAACAACAUUUCUGCUUAUGAUGCCAACAACACAAAAUGGGCGCGGCAUUUGGAUCCCAUCAGGGCAUAUGACAGCAGAGAUAUGGUCCAGCAGCUGAACAGAAGCCUGGAGGCGGCCAUUUCCUCCUUACAGCAGCUGCAGCAGCUGCACUGGCUCGACUACAGGACCCGUGCUCUCUUUGUGGAGUUCUCGCUUUUCAACAUCAACACAAACCUCCUGGCUGUCUUCUCCUUCUUGUUUGAGUUUCCUGUUUCUGAGCGUGCUCAAUCCAGCCUUGACCUCCUUGUCAUCAGUCUGUGGCCAAUCACAGGCCUGGACCUGCAGCUUCUUCUUAUGAUUGUCCUCCUUACUCUGGUCUUGUACUUCCUGGUUCGGGGGAUCUUGGGCUUCCUCAGAGAAGGCUAUGGAUACUUGUUCUCAGCCUGGAGACUCCUAGGGAUCUGCAAACUGACUUUGGCAGCGUCUGUGUGUGGGCUUCACCUGAGCCGCUGUACAAUGGCGUCACAAAAAUGGGCAUCAUACCUGAGGCACCCACGGGACGCCUUCACAGACUUCUAUCCCCUGGCCAGACAGAGUCAGACGUACACCGUCAUGUCUGCAUUGCUGUUGUUCAUCCUUGUGCUUAAGGCAUCUCACCAGCUGAGGUUCCUCAGAGAGUGGGCCGUGUUUGGCAGAGCUCUGCGGUGCUCCGUCUGGGAGCUGCUAGGAGUCGCCCUGGCAUUACUGCUGUUGGUUCUGGCUUAUUCACACACAGGACACCUGCUCUUCCACUCUGUCUUGGAUGGCUACGGCAGUGUGAGCUCUGCCUGUCAGUCUCUGUUGGGUGCCCAUGGACGUGGUCUUUUGUCAUGGCGUCCCACCUGGAUGACUAGCGGUCCCUCCAACACUUUGUCCUCGUUGUUGUUCCAUGCCAGCUUUGCCGUUCUUCGGCUAAUGUUGCUUUGGCUGCUCACAUCUGUGUUACUAAGAAACUACCGACGUGCACGGGCAGAGCUGUACCGUCCAGCUGGGGAUCUCCAAGACUACGAGAUGGUUGAGUUGUUCCUGCGGAGACUCAAAAUGUGGAUGGGGCUAAGCAGGGCUAAAGAGUUUCGUCAUAAGGUACGUUUUGAGGGCAUGGAGCUCCCACCAUCCCGUACAUCUUCUACCAGCGACUGUAAAUCCCUGUGCCUCCCACCUCUGGACCGCCCUGACUCACCUCCCACCCCAGACAGCGUUGAUGGAGGCUCUGAGGCCUCAUGGAGGCCUACUUCCUCAAGCCCCUGCAGCCUGACAGAAGCCCCAGGAAUCGGCCUGGGCCUGGGGCUGGGCCUCGGUUUGGGGCUGGGACCAGGAGUGGUGAUGGGCAGCAUCAGCUGGAGGGAGCGAGCUGAGACUGAAGCUUCUCUGAGGAGGCUCCUCCCCACCUUGGAUGCCCUCCUGCAACAGCUGGACCGUGUAACUAUGGCGACAGAGGAUUUGUGCCACAUCGAGUCUAAACUUGAGCGAUGCCAGAGAAAAAAGAGGAGCAGGGCAAGAGGGAGGGGAGGAAAGAGUGAGGCAGGGCAGAGAGUAAAAGGGGAGGAGAAGGAUGUUUCUGGAUGGAGAGAGCGUAAAAGCAGCAAAGAAAAACAAAAAGGGAGCAAAAAAGGGAAAAAGAUAGAUAAAAGUGAACUCCAAAAAGACUAUGGAAACACUUCUGCCAAUACCAAAAAGACCACAGAAGCCACACAUGUUCCUUUUUUAAAGCCUAGACCAUCCUCUGCCACUGCACAAACCUCCGCUCCUCAAUCAUCAGCCAAACCUUCAGUGAGUGCCCCUCCACCCACGCCAUUCAAAGAGAAACCUGCGUCAGACGUUUCCUCUCCAUUGAUUUCAUCUUCAAACUCUCCCCCUUCUCAAAUCCCAGUACCAAAAACACCCACUGCAUCUCCAUGUACUCCUGCACCAACCCCUUCUUUUCUUUCUACCCCUGCCCCGACACCAAUAAGUGCGGAUUGGGAGCCGCCAACAGAAAAAGAGACCCUCCCUUCCUCCAGCCUUUUUAACCACCCAGCUCACACAACCACAAUACCUACACGCAAGCGAAAGCGCAAACCCCCACCCCUCAAAAACAAGGUGCAUCCAAAUCUAGACAGGCAGGGCCCUGGACACUCCAAAUCUUGAAGACUCAAAACAGAAGAGAAAAAGAGGGGAGAGGAAUAAAACAUAAAUAUGGGGUUAAGGACAUUAGGAGGAUGGGGACAGCAGGUUUUGUCCCACAUUUCCCCUAAAAUGGAAGGGUUAAAAAAAAACAAAAAAAAAACUCUGCACGUUUAUAAGCAGUAAUCUGACCAAAUACCAGUUAAGUUGUCUCCAAAACCAGGUGCAGGCCACCGGAUGGUAACUAAACUGGUUUUGAUCAGCCAAGUUAGCGUCAGCAUUGAAACCAAGAUAUAGCUCCUUCUUCCUGAGACUAAUACUGAACUCUGACCCCAAGUGACCCUGGAGGUCAUGUGGGGUCUCUGACAGAAGCACAUAUCGUGCUCACCAGUGGACUCAAGCAACUGAAAUGCAGACAAUGCAGUCAGUUUAUUUUUUGUAUCUUAGUAAUUGUGUUGAUUUCUCAAUUAUGUUGUCCGUCUACAUAAUUUUAUGUUUUAUAUUUUGGUCACCAUGGGUACUUGUGGCCUGUCAUGUUUUUGAACCAGCAGAUAUACGCACAUGCAGGUAUACUCAUGCAUAGAAAUAACACUGUAGGCACAGAUGGGCUAAUUGUAUUGUGUCUGCUGGGGUGCAAGAGCAAAAAAAUGAAGUAUGCAAAUACACACAGGGUUGUUGGGAUCCCAGCAGCCAGUUAUUCAGGGUGUAGAUUACAGCCGUCCUCAAUGAAAAAAGAAACAGAUAAAGGAAAGACAUGAGGAGAGAAAAACAGAGUUGUAGCAUGUGGUAAUGGUGCAAGAGUGUUAGAAAGAAGAGAAAGUGGGAUGUGGUUGCAGAUAAAAGUAAAGGAAGCAGGAAGUAAAUGUCUUCACUUAUAUGAAAUGAACAUGUAUGCAAGUUCUCCCAUCAUAAAGCUAUAAUGACUCUAGGUCUGAUGAUUUUUAAAUAUAUAUUUUUAUUUGUUGUGUUUAGUAUGGUUGUAAUGUAAAAGCACUUUUGUUCUGAUGUAAAUUGUCUUUUUUUGGUGAGAUGUGUUGCAAAGUAAUAAGCUUGGUGUUUAAACCAAUAGAGAAAGCUUCACUCAUACUGUAUCUUAUCUAUAAACGUUGCCAAAGCUUCUGCAUCAUUUAUGCAUUCUGAGUUUUACCAUGCAUUGAAAUUAAUUCAUUCAUUUUGUACUUAGCACUUUAUUUCCUGAAGGAACUGAUAUCCGAUGCCAUAUUUAAUUUUCACGUGUCAAGUUUUCAUAUGUUACAGCUACAUUAUAGAACUGUCCUAAAUGUUAUCAAGGUGUCAAGGCUAUAGAUAGCAGAUGUGUUUGUUCUUUGAAUGCUCUUGCUUUACCAUCUUUUUAAGUCUUUUUCCAUCAAAAUACAGUUGAGGAUGAAAUUAGUAGCCCCCCUAUGAAAAUUUCACUUUUUUAAAAGUGUUUCCCAAGUUCUGUUAAACAGAGUGAGGAAUUUUUAACACAGCUUUUCCAAACAUCCUGGUUUUAUUAUGGAUGCUUACAUUAUUUUACAAUGCACACAGAAAAACAAAAGUAUUUAAUGAAAGCUACCAGGGUCAAAAUUGUUAGCCCCCCUGAUACUAGUAGUCAGUUGUGUCUCCUUUUUGCUGGAUAAGAGCUUGCAGUUGUUUUUUUGUAGUGUUCAUCAAGUCUCAGACACGUCCCCUGAGGAACACCAGCCCAUUCUUCUUUGGUAGAUCUCUCAAGCUCGUCUUUGUUUGAAGGCCUUCUUGCAUUUACCUUCGUCUUCAGUUCACCCGACAGAUUU
Molecule: messenger RNA, 16046 nt
Organism: Cheilinus undulatus (humphead wrasse)
Lineage: Eukaryota; Metazoa; Chordata; Actinopteri; Labriformes; Labridae
Gene: pkd1a
Product: polycystic kidney disease 1a
Exons: 56
Coding region: 214-14295 (4693 amino acids)
Biological process (GO): kidney development
Cellular component (GO): membrane
Molecular function (GO): protein binding
Source: RefSeq, a predicted model, not a curated record